This is a messenger RNA of Alexandromys fortis (reed vole), 2248 nucleotides long. RefSeq names its product bone marrow stromal cell antigen 1 (gene Bst1). The coding region runs from base 54 to 902 and encodes 282 amino acids. Gene Ontology annotation, biological process: positive regulation of B cell proliferation. Gene Ontology annotation, molecular function: NAD+ nucleosidase activity; phosphorus-oxygen lyase activity. The transcript has 9 exons. Lineage: Eukaryota; Metazoa; Chordata; Mammalia; Rodentia; Cricetidae. Gene Ontology annotation, cellular component: plasma membrane. The record is from RefSeq and is a predicted model, not a curated record.
GACAAAAUGGGAGGAGCUCAGCAGGUCGCCUACUGGUGGAAUCAGUCUGCUUGAUGGCUGCCCAGGGAUGGUCGUUGUCUCUGUGGCCGUGGCUGUCCCUGUUGCUGUCACUACUUCUGGGGGCGAGAGCUGCCGCAGCGCGAUGGAGCGGGGCCGGCACCACGCCGCAUUUGCAAAGCAUCUUCCUGGGUCGCUGUGCAGAGUACACCACACUGCUGAGUCUCCAGCCCGGGCACCAAAACUGCACAGCCAUCUGGGAGGCCUUCAAGGCGGUGCUAGACAAGGACCCCUGCUCUGUGCGUCCCUCGGACUAUGACCUCUUCAUCAACCUCUCCAGGCACUCCCUUCCUAGAGACAAGUCGCUAUUCUGGGAGAAUAACCACCUACUGGUUACCAGCUUUGCAGAGAACACACGUCGCCUUAUGCCCCUCUGCGAUGUUCUGUAUGGCAAGGUUGGAGAUUUCCUGAGCUGGUGUCGACAGGAAAAUGCCUCUGGACUUGAUUAUCAGUCCUGCCCCACGUCAGAAGACUGUGAAAACAAUGCCGUGGACUCCUACUGGAAGAGGGCAUCCAUGCAGUAUUCAAGAGACAGUUCUGGGGUGAUCAAUGUCAUGCUGAAUGGCUCAGAGCCCACAGGAGCCUAUCCCGUGAAAGGGUUUUUUGCAGACUUUGAAAUCCCAUACUUACAAAAGGAUAAAAUCACAAGAAUUGAGAUCUGGGUCAUGCAUGAAGUUGGGGGACCCAUUGUGGAAUCCUGUGGCGAAGGCAGUGUGAAAAUUCUGGAAGACAGACUGGAGGCUCUGGGGUUCCAGCACAAUUGUAUCGAUGAUUACCGACCUGUGAAGUUCUUAAUGUGUGUGGACCACAGCACUCAUCCGGACUGUGUCAUGAGCUCAUUAUGACAUUCCUGUCCUGGUCCAUGUGUGCAUCUGUACAUGUUCAUGGACGUGCACACACAAACAACAGACGUAGAUCUCUUAGAUUACUUAUAAUAAAUAAUGCUAUAGAUGUGACGCUGGGAUUUGCUCUUUUACCACUUAACAACAUGUCUUGGAGAUGCUUCUGGUAUUUUUUAAGAAAAUAAAAUUUAGGGCUAGAGAGAUGGCUCCGUGGUUAAGAGUACCAACUGCUGUUCCGAAGGACCUGUGUUUGUUUCCCAGCACCCACAUGGUGUUUUACAGCCAUCUUUAACUCCCAAAUAUGCCAGACCAACACUCUAGCACAGACAGAAAUAUAGUGCAAAGAGAAUAAAGCUGCAUGUUUAGUUUGUGACUGGGAAUGGGGCAUACAGAAGACAGGGGUCUGAGGAGAUGAACUCCAAAGCACCAAUCAUAACUUCUCAAUAAAAAAAAAAAAAGUAAGAAGUGCAGAAAGAUGAGGGGAGGCCCUCAUACGCAGCACCUGCACAGCCUGGAUAGCUGAGACUGGUGGGUGGUGCCUGGAUUGAGACACCGAGGCUUCUUUUCAGGUGGAAGAACAGCAAGCUUUAUUUUGCCUCAGCUAAAACCUUUUUAUACCUCUCUACUGCUUCUGUGGAAAACCACCGGUCAGAAAGAACACAAACAUCCUUGUCAAUUACAGACCGCAAAAAAGUUCUGCUGUCGGUUAGGGGGAGUGAGGGCAGCUGGAUCACAACACUCAUACUUUCUUGCAUUUUGCUCUGUUAUUUCAUUUUGUUGAAAAUAAAUGGAAUAUAUCCAGAUAUUAGCUAGUUUAAUUAUUUUAAGGCAAAAAAAGAGAGAGAGAAAAUUGGAAGGACCAAUUUUGAAUGAAUCUAACAUGGACAGGCACUGAGUCAGAAAUACGCUGUAGUGAAUGUCCAGCAGAGGGAGCCAUUCAUUGGCUAAUUAAAAAAAGGGACUGGUGCGUCCUAAGGAAGUUGUCUGGCUUCUAGCCCAGAGCAGUGGGAUUGGUUUCUGAACCAAGAUAAGAUGGUUUUAUAAUUUUUUAAUUGGUUGAAAGGAAUUCAGUAAUUUCGGUUUCAAAAACUGCGAAGGUCAGACCUUCUUUAGUUUAAAUGGGAUUUGGCAGGCCUCCCCUGGGUAUUUUAAAGUCAGAACAGGGUUUUCUUAAUCAGUUAAACUCUAAUGUUACACUAUUCACAACAAGGAACUUGGCUAACACUCUUGAACAUCCGUACAAUAAUGAUUCAUACACAAGGAAAAAUGAAUUGACUCCGUGUGAACCAGCAUGAACUGUGUCCAAGAGGUGGAGUCAGGCAAAGGAAGAAAAUUGCAUUCCGUGUUUU